CCCCGCCCCCCCCCCGCCGUAGGGCCGAAGGAAACAAAAGUCUGGGCUGGUUGCAGUUUCUCCCCCCCCCACCCCACACCACCACCCCCCCAUGGAAGAGCCCGUGACCCACGGCGGAUCCCACGCAGCCCCAUGGCUACCCAGCAGCCUGCAGAGUAGCUGAAGCGGGAGGUAGCCAAUGUCGUCCAGCAAAGGGGCGGGGGCUGGAUCUCGCCGGCGCCGGACGCGCUGCCGUAAGUGCAAGGCCUGCCAGCGGACCGAGUGCGGCGAGUGCCACUUCUGCAAGGACAUGAAGAAGUUCGGAGGCCCGGGGCGCAUGAAGCAGUCCUGCCUCCAGAGGCAAUGCACGGCGCCCGUCCUGCCGCACACGGCCGUGUGCCUGCUCUGCGGCGAGGCCGGGAAGGAGGACACGGUGGAGGGGGAGGAGGAGAAGUUCAACCUGUCGCUCAUGGAGUGCUCCAUCUGCAACGAGAUCGUCCACCCCGCCUGCCUCCAGAUGGGGAAGGCGGAAGCUGUGAUUAACAAUGAGAUUCCCAACUGCUGGGAGUGCCCCAAAUGCAAACGAGAAGGGAAAUCCACCAAGGACUCGGGCGGCGACGGGGCCGGGAAGCGCCGGGCGGACAACGGCGAGGACGGGGUGCGCUGGAAGCUGACGGACGAACUGGCCCAGCACAAGAAGAAGCUGCUGCCGGCCCCGCCCCCCGCGGACGAGCCCCCCGCCAGCGCCCACAAGCGCAAGAAGGAGAAGGAGCUGCCGCCCCCCGACACGGGGCCCAAGAAGAAGUUGAAAGGCGGGCGGGAAAAACACUUGAAGAAGGCCUCCGAGCAGCCGUCGGAGGGGAACAAGGGGCAGCCGCUGCCGAGCUGGGGCCGUGUGGGGAGCGGCGACUUGGAGGUGAAAGGGUCCAUCUCCCACUCGACCAUCCACCUGAGCCAGAUCGGCCCCAGCGACCUGGAGAAAACCAAGGCACCUCAGGGACCGCUGGAGCCUUCUGCCCAGUCGGACAAGUCUCACCAGCGGGAGAAGCUGGAGCGCUUCAAGCAGAUGUGCCAGAUGUUGGAGCGGGUGAAGAACAGCAGCAGCUCCAGCUCCAGCUCCGACUCGGACUCGGACACGGACUCGCGGGGCUCGGAGGGCUCCAGCGGGGGUGGGGGCUCCAGCCGGGCCGCCUCGCCCGCCUCCCGGGCCCAGCGCCUGGCCGCCCUCGGCUUCAGCGCCAGCGAGGAGGAGGACGAGGAGGACGAGGAGGAGGAGGAAGGCCGCAACGGGGGCUCGGAGGCGGCCCGCAACGGCAAGCAGCCCAAGGGGCCGCGGGCGAACUGUCAGGAGAAGGAGAACCACCACCGGGCCGCCAGCAGGGGGAGCGAGCGAGCCAAGCAGCAGGCCGGGGGCCGGAAGGGGGGCCGGCCGGCCGGGCAGACGGGCCUGCACAUGGUGGCCCGGACUCAGUUCCUCCAGUGGCCCCUGGUGCCCUCGCCCCCCAAGCCCCUGCUGCAGCUGGAGCGGCACGUGGUGCGCCCGCCCCCCGACAGCCCCGAGCCGGACUCGCUGCCCCUGGACAGCGGCUCGGACCACGUCAUGCAGCGUGACGUCUGGCUGGCCGUCUUCCAGCACCUCAGCUACCGCGAGCUCUGCGUCUGCAUGCGGGUGUGUCGGACCUGGAGCCGAUGGUGCUGUGAUAAGCGCCUCUGGACCCGCAUCGACCUGAGCCGCCGGAAAUCGAUCACCCCGUCUAUGCUGAGCGGCAUCAUCCGCCGGCAGCCGGCCAGCCUCGACCUCAGCUGGACCAACAUCUCCAAGAAGCAGCUCAUGUGGCUCAUCAAUAGGCUACAGGGCCUGCGGGAGCUGGUCCUUACAGGCUGCUCAUGGUGCUCCGUCUCGGCGCUGAGCACCGCCAGCUUCCCCUCGCUGCGGCUGCUCGACCUGCGCUGGAUCGAGGACGUCAAGGACUCGCACCUCCGGGAGCUGCUGCUGCCACCCACAGACAGCAAGCCAGGUCAGACCGAGAGCCGGGGCCGGCUGCAGAACGUCUCCGAGCUGCGUCUGUCGGGGCUGGACAUCACCGACUCCUCGCUGCGCCUCGUCGUCCGCCACACGCCCCAGCUCGCCAAGCUGGACCUGAGCCACUGCAACCACGUGGGUGACCAGUCCGUCAACCUGCUGACCGCUGCUAACUCGCCCCUCCGCGACAGCCUCGCCGAGAUCAACCUCUCCGGGUGUAACCGCCUGACGGACCAGUGUCUGCCUCUCUUCCGACGCUGCCCGCGCCUCUCCCGCGUCGAUCUGCGCUCCUGCCGCCACGUCACCCCCGAGGGCUGCGCCCGCUUCUGCGAGGACUCGGGGCCCCCGGCCCCCCCGCCUGCCGGGCCGCCCUUCCGCUGCCCCGAGGAGAAAUUGCUGAUCAAAGACAGCUAAUAGCCGGGCGGGGCCAGGCUGUGCCAGAGACUUGAAGAGACCUUUUACUAAAGCCAUGCACUGAAUCAUGGGGGUCCGGGGGCCUUCCGGGGCUGGGGGCGGCCAGGGGGGGACCGGGGAGAGGACCCGCUCCCCACCCAUCUCUGAUUUGGGAGGGGAUCCCAUUUGGGGGUGUCUGGGGGGGGCUCAUUGGAGUUGGUACUGCCCCCCGGGGGGGUGGAAGCAAGGAUGCCGGGGGGGGGAAUGCACUGGUACUGGUGGGCACAUCCCCUCCCCCUUUAAAAAAUCUCCCCCCCCCCCCCAGCUCCUCAGCGUGCUGCCUUUGGAAUUGGUUGUGUCCGUUGCCAAGUGUGUGGCUACUGGAUCUGGCCCCCCCCUCACCACCGCACCCCCUCUGUGGGGGGGCUGUAGCACUGAUGGUUUAUCCCCACCCCCACACACUCCCACUCACUCCCUGGGGGGCAGCCCCGCCCCUGCCCGAUGCCCCGCCCCCCUCGGAUCGACCAGCUUUAAAUAACCACUUGUGGGGGCAGUGUCUGGAUUUCCUCCCCGGGGCGGGGGGCCCUCCUAAUGCCCCUCCCCCUUCAGCUGCGGGGGAGGGGGCUCGGAUCCCCCUCCCCGGGCCCCCAAACUUGAACCUCCUUUUCCGAAACGGUUCCGCUUCCCCCCGGCUCCUCCCACUGGGGGGAAGGGGGCGUGGCUUUGCCCGGCAGGGCAGCGGUUCUACCUGUGGAUCAGGGGAGGGGGUGGGGGGCGCCCUGGUCCGUGCCCCAAGGAGAGGGGGGUCUGGCCCUUUGGUUUGUGGGGUGUGGUGGGACGGCCUGGCAGUGGGGAGACCCCCGGUCCCCGAUUUGGGCAGCGGGGGGAGGGGGGCGGUGGCAUCCUCUCUCCGUGGGGCGGCCGUCCCGCUGCGCAGCUGGGAGGUUGGGGGGCAGGGCGGGGCAGGCGACCUUCCUUUUGAUACUUGAAACCCCCCCGCGCCCCGGCUAACGCGUUACUUGAAUCGUAGCUGUAGGUUCUGCCGCCGGAGGCGAAAGACGCAAAGAAAAAGGUAUUUCCCUCCCCUCCCCCCGUUUUUGUUUCUGUUCAGUGUUUAAAGGCCAAGGAAAUGUCGGGGGGUCGUCCCCCCAAUCCCCUGGGGCACCCCCUCCCGGGGGGGCGGCGAUCUGUCGGUGC
Mauremys mutica (yellowpond turtle) is the source of this 3592-nucleotide messenger RNA. RefSeq names its product F-box/LRR-repeat protein 19-like. Gene Ontology annotation, biological process: regulation of transcription by RNA polymerase II; protein demethylation. The record is from RefSeq and is a predicted model, not a curated record. Bases 179 to 2416 code for a protein of 745 amino acids. Lineage: Eukaryota; Metazoa; Chordata; Testudines; Geoemydidae. Gene Ontology annotation, molecular function: DNA binding; protein binding; zinc ion binding. The transcript is spliced from 12 exons.